AUGGAGGAUAGAACUUUGCAUCAGAAAAUAGAGAUGGAAACGAAUGGCCCAGAGAAACUAAGAGUUGACAAUAUUCCAGAAAAUAUUCCAGAAAGUUGUGAAGAAAAGAUAGUUGAUAAAAUGACGAUUAGAGAACCACACACGUUGCUGAUAAUUCCAGAGAAAAAAAUAUCCUUUGAUAUAUUUUGUUACUUAAUUGGAAUAUAUAAAAAACAUGGUUUAUAUUUUGAAGAAAUGGAGAGGUUCUUAAAAUAUGUUAAAAGAAGACGAAUGAAGCUCAGAAGGAAUGUUUUAAACAAAGUUAAAAAAGUUGGAAAUAAAUAUACAUCAAAAAUAUAUGAUCCUGAUGUAAUAAAUGAUAAAUACUUUGAAUUACUACUUUUAGAUGUUGAAAUAUGUAGAGCUAAAUAUAUAAAAGUUAAAACAGAUGUAAAUAAUCUAAAAGCACCAUAUAGAUCUAAAUAUUGUUAUUUAAGACGAUUAAAAAAAGGCCUAAAAAAAAUAAACUUUUUAAUUAAUUCUAUAAGUAAAGUAAUUGAUAAAAAUACAGAAUUACAAAUAAAAUGUUAUCAUGCUUAUAUUGAAAUUGCCUAUCUUUUAGAGAUAAAAAAAUAUGAAGAAUGCAUAUCUAAAAUUAUUGAAUUUUCAAAACUUGUUAAAUUAAUAAAAAGAAUUACUGUGAAUAAUAUAACAUCUAAUGUAAAUAAUACAAGUAUAGAAUAUGAUAAGAAAAAUGGAGAAGAAAAUUUAAUAAAUUUAAGUGAAAAUAUUAUAGUGGAAAAAAGUAAACUAUUUUUAGAAGAAGAAAAAAGAAUCAAUGAAAUUUAUGAAUAUUUUUUGUCGAAUAUAAAUUCAUAUGAACGUAUAUGCUUAUAUAAUAUUAAAAAAGAUAAUGUAAAAAAAAGUAAUGAAAAGUUACAAGAAGAAGAUUUAGAAGAAAAAAAAGAUAAAAUAACAGAGAUAGAAACAUAUCAAAACAAUGAAAAUGAAACAUUACAAAUAUAUUGCAUAGAUAAUACUAUUAUUAUUAAAAUAAAAAACAAAAGAUAUAAAUUAAUAAAUGAUGGAACAAAUGAUAGUAUAUUAAAAAUUAAAAAUAUUUUAGACAAUGAUAUAAAAACAGUGAUAGAAUAUGAUGAAAUAAUCAAAUUAAAUCAAAAUUUUAAUUUAAAUGAAGAAAUAAAAAAUAAAAAUUUUAUACUUAUAAAAUUUUUGGAUAAUUAUGAUUUAUCUUUUUUAAUAAAUAACUAUGGAAAUAUAUUCUCAUUAUAUAACAAUUGUUUAUCAAUAGUUCAUGAAGAAUUGGUUAAAUCAACACAUGGGGAUUUAACUACAAAUAUGAACAAUAAAAAUUCUAAUAAUGACACGAUCCUUAUGGAAAAAGUUUGGAAUAAUUUAGAAAAUCAUUUAUUGUGUGAAAAGUUAUAUAUAGAUACAGAAAGGGCAAUCAUAGUUUUAAUGAAAAACUUAUAUAAUGUAUUAAAUAUGAAUAAUAAUUUAAAAGAAUUUAAUUUCUUUAAUAAAAAAACUUUAGAUGAUAUUGUAGAUAAAAUGCCAUUAUUACAUUCCGCAUAUAGAUAUGCAGAUAUGCUUAGACAAAAUAUUGAUGAAUUAAAAAAUAUUGAAAAUAUAGAUAUUUUUAUUAAUAUGUUGCAAAUUAUUAAAAAUGUUAAAUCCUUUUCAUUAGCUUGUUAUUAUGCUUUAAAAGAAAAAAAUGCAGAAGCAUACGCAUUAUUUGAUUUAGUUAAAUCCAGAAAUUAUAUUUAUAUAAAUAUUGACAAUUCUGAAUAUUAUAAUAAUAAAUCCCUGUUGCGUGUUUCGAUUUUAUUUAACAGAUUGCAAGAUAUUUUAUCGAUUCUUAAUAAUAAUUUUUAUUUUAAACACUUAGCAAUUUUCGCAUUACAAAUAAAAACGAAAUCUAUUAUCAAAGAUAGAAGUUUAUUCAAUAUUGAUCAUACGUUAUUUGAACGUAAAAUGAAACAAAUAUAUUUAAACCCUCUACAUAUUGACAUGGCACAAAUAUUCAUUGAACCUUCCUUAUUGGCCAAAAAUAUUCAAGAAGAAAAAAAAACAUCUGGGUUAAGAAGUCUUAUACAAUCAUUUUGGAAAUAA
Molecule: messenger RNA, 2112 nt
Organism: Plasmodium berghei ANKA
Lineage: Eukaryota; Apicomplexa; Aconoidasida; Haemosporida; Plasmodiidae
Product: signal recognition particle subunit SRP68, putative
Exons: 1
Coding region: 1-2112 (703 amino acids)
Biological process (GO): SRP-dependent cotranslational protein targeting to membrane
Cellular component (GO): signal recognition particle, endoplasmic reticulum targeting
Molecular function (GO): signal recognition particle binding; 7S RNA binding; endoplasmic reticulum signal sequence receptor activity
Source: RefSeq, a predicted model, not a curated record